This is a messenger RNA of Chara braunii, 1383 nucleotides long. The record is from the annotation of a GenBank genome assembly. Lineage: Eukaryota; Viridiplantae; Streptophyta; Charophyceae; Charales; Characeae.
GGAUUCCUUGAUUGAUUGAUUGAUUGAUUGAUUGAUUGAUUGAUUGAUUGAUUGAUUGAUUGAUUGAUUGAUUGAUUGAUUGAUUGAUUGAUUGAUUCGGUAAAUGCCAAAAAAAAAAGAAAAAAAAAAGGGUCGAGCGCGGGGGCGAGAACUCUGACAACAACGGGGUUCGACAUUGUGGCGAGAUGGUGAAGGAGGAGGAGUUCCCGACAAUGGGGGACAAGGACGACAGAGAAGGAGGACGGAGGGGGGAUGGAAAAGGGGAGGAGUUCCCGACAGUGGAGGACAAGGACGACGAGGUCCCGACGGAAAAGGAAGACGGAGGAGGUCGCGAUGGAGGAGGAGGAGGAGGUCCCGACGUAGGAGAAGGUCACAAUGGAGGAGGACGAGGAGGUCCCGACGUUGGAGGAGGAAGAGGAGGAGGAGAAGGAGGAGGAGGAGGAGGUCCCGACUAUGGAGGAGCAGGAGGAGGAGGAGGAGGGGGAGGAGGAGGUCCCGACAAGGAGGUCACGAUGGAGGAGGAGGAGGAGGUCCCGACGUUGGAGGAGGAGGAGGAGGAGGAGGAGGUCCCGACUAUGGAGAAGGAGUGGGAGGAGGAGGAGGAGGUCCCGACGAUGGAGGAUGUGGAGGAGGAGGAGGUCCUGAUGGCGGAGGUACCGACGGAGAAGGAGGACGGAGGAGGAGGAGGUCCCGACGUAGGAGGAGGUCCCGACGUAGUAGGAGGUCCCGACGUAGGAGGAGGUCCCGACGAUGGAGGAGGAGAAGGAGGAGGAGGAGAUCCCGACUAUGGAGGAGGAGGAGAGGGAGGAGGAGUAGGAGGUCCCCGCGAUGGAGGACGUGGAGGAGGAGGAGGAGGAGGAGGUCCCGACGGCGGAGGUCCCGACGGAGAAGGAGGACGGAGGAGGAGGAGGUCCCGACAUAGGAGGAGGUCACGAUGGAGGAGGAGGAGGAGGUCCCGACGUUAGAGGGGAGAGAGAGAGAGAGAGAGAGAGAGAGAGAGAGAGAGAGAGAGAGAGAGAGAGAGAGAGAGAAAGGCUGGUGGUCGCCCACCUGGUAUGUUGCCGUUCUUCGGCCUUGUCGUCGCCAGCCUGAGCACCUCCUGAAUCCUGAAUGCAAAAUCUCAAUUGCCUCAGUCUCCACGUGUCGCACCUGCAAAGCCAACGAAGGGGAGUUAUGGAGGAUGGAGACGACAACGGGCGGCCACGAGGACGAGGACGACAACUGGCGGCAACAGUGGGGUACAACAACUGGCGGCAACAGUGGGUGGCGGCGUCGAUGUUCGGGUAGCAGCGCGGCCGUCAAACGGUUGGGCGCCAGUCGACUAGUCGGGGUAGUCCGAUACAAUGUCGCGCCAGGAAUCGCGAAUGAAUGUGGACGUAGAAC